Molecule: messenger RNA, 984 nt
Organism: Drosophila grimshawi
Lineage: Eukaryota; Metazoa; Arthropoda; Insecta; Diptera; Drosophilidae
Product: tRNA pseudouridine synthase-like 1
Exons: 4
Coding region: 31-984 (317 amino acids)
Biological process (GO): tRNA pseudouridine synthesis
Molecular function (GO): pseudouridine synthase activity; RNA binding
Source: RefSeq, a predicted model, not a curated record
AUAAAUGCGUUUUGGUGGUGUGGGUGUAAAAUGCAUAGGUAUUUGCUCAACAUUUCCUACAUUGGCACGAAUUUUCGUGGUAUACAAAAGACGAUAAACAAGCUGGAAGAAGCUCGACUGGACACAAAUUCAAUACAGGGCUGCUUGGAGUUGGCAUUGCGCGUUUUUCGACCCAAGAACGAAAUACAAACGGUGCUCUCCAGUCGCACAGAUGCUGGCGUACACGCCCUGCACUCAACCGUUCAUGUGGAUUUGGAGCGCAGCGAUGGCAAACCCUAUGACACCAGCACAUUGACUGGCGUGCUUAAUCGAACGCUGGACAAGCACAAACUGCCCAUACGCAUCUUGAGCAGUCAGCGUGUGGUGGACACUUUCCACUGUCGCUAUCACGCCACCGGACGCACCUAUUUGUAUCGCGUGGCUGUGGCAAAGAGUGUGUCGGAGGCAUCCAAGGGCAGCAGUCUAAAGAACAAAGGCUACGAAUCGUUUGUGCCCGUCGAGGAGAUCGAUAGAUGCUAUUUUCUGCAUUGUGACAACUUUGAUGUAGAACGCCUCCAUGGAGCGGCACGCAUGUUCCUUGGCCUCCACGACUUUCGUACCUUUAUGAGCGUCAGUCGGCAAAAGAGUCCCAGUCGUGAUCAUCCCAUGUUCACUGUGCGCAAAAUCGAUGAGAUCAACAUACGUCCGGGACAAACCCUGGCACUGGGCCCCAAUGCAAAAUUGGCCACACAAACCUAUGACUAUUGGGACAUAGAGAUCAAGGCCAAGUCGUUUCUCUACAAGCAGGUGCGUCGCAUCGUGGGCACACUGCUGGCACUGGCAAAUUCUCGCAUUGACGAGCGCUGCAUAUACCAGAUGCUAACGAUUCCCUCCAAGCACAACUGGGAUAGUCGUGUUGUUGUCGCACCCGCUUGCGGUCUCUAUUUGUGCCGUGUCCAUUAUAGGGAGACGGCCUUUGAUCUACCCGAGGAGAUUAGUCAGUGA